Messenger RNA from Orbicella faveolata, 6594 nucleotides. RefSeq names its product ATP-binding cassette sub-family C member 4-like. Lineage: Eukaryota; Metazoa; Cnidaria; Anthozoa; Scleractinia; Merulinidae. Gene Ontology annotation, molecular function: ATP hydrolysis activity; ATP binding; ABC-type transporter activity. The record is from RefSeq and is a predicted model, not a curated record. Gene Ontology annotation, cellular component: membrane. Gene Ontology annotation, biological process: transmembrane transport.
AGCUCUUGAUUGAAUUGUUUUCAUUGACGUAAGCCGAAGUGUUUGAAGAGAGAUUUGGUUAGUCCCAGACUUCCAGGGACAUAUUAAUCGCCUGAUAUUUGAAGAUAAAGGACGCACUUGUUCAAAUCAGCCUUUCAUAACUCUUUCUGAAGGUAAGUUUACUUUUUAGCACAUGUACACACAUAUGGCGGGGAUGUUAAAACAUUCCGGCUAAAAUCUCUCACGAGGAAAUAUUCAGUUUACCGUAUAUUUCAUUGGCAAACAGCAGCCAAACCCUAUUUCGGUGUGAGACUAUUUAUGAUACAGCCUGUGUAGUACCUCAUUACUUGGACAUCUUCCGCACAUUUAUCCAGCUUGAUUUCUUUUUUAUUCGCACAGUAUACUGAGCCCUCAAAGGUUUACGAAAAUCAUGUUCAUUUAAUUAUUUAUCUUCAGCGUGCACAGCGAUAGGACAGCAACAGGCAGAAAACUAUUUACUGUUGCUGUGUUAAUCACCUGAAUUUUUGUUGCUUCUUCUGUUUAAUUCUCUAAUAGAAUAACUGUUUGUUCCAUGACUAUUACAAGAUUUUGCGGUCUAGAAUUGGUGUUUUUACGCCUCUUUGCAGUAAACUACGUGAAGCACCUCAUGGCCAGGACAAUAUUGGUAGUUGAAAAUAGUUUAUUAGUCUUGUACAGCGACCAACAAAAUUCCAAUAAUUUUCCAACACUUUUGUUAGGGCUAUUUUCUAUCCGGUUUUAUUUAGAGAAACUUACCGAAUGUUACAGAGAAAAAAAUAUGUUACUGACUGGCCUUCGCAAACUGACAACCCAGACUACGCGGGAUCUCUGUGACUAGUGACAUGAAGGCUGUGGUGAAAUGAAAACAUUUGGUAUAAUCUGAGUAAAAAACGGGCAUGGAGUUCGAAACUCAAAAUAAUGUACAACAUGUUCCUUAUGAAAACGCCGCGCUGGUGAGUUUAUUAGUCGAGUGUAUAAGGAGCGAGAGAGGUUUUAGGACAUUUUUGCUUAAACCUCGGGUGUUAUCAGGGAAACAAUUACUGGGGGUAACCACGGACAAACUGGCCCCAAUCUUAAUUUGGUUGACAACAAUCAUUUAUAAGAUUUCUGUCCCUGCUUUUGUUUAACUGGAAGCCUUAACUUCUUCAACACCGUUCUCAAAAGUACGCUAAUCGUAAAAUCCACGUCGUUGGUUGACGCUUCGUAACGUAAUUGGUAACGCUUGUGGAAUACAUUAGUGUGGGAAAUACUUAGAAAAUUCACUCACUCGUUACAGUUUUCCACCAUCUUCGAGAAUAACUCGGAUACCUAGGCCUCUUUUAAAUGCCUUUUCACAGGCUCAAUCGGCGCAUUUGAGAUGAGCUAUUUGUUUCUAUCUUGUAGGAUGCUGACCGUAGUGGUACAUGCUCAGUUCAUUAUUUUCAAAGGCAAAACAAAUGAAAAUGCAGUCGAUCAUCUCUGUGGCUGCCGUUUUGAUCAAUUUUUGUCCAUCAUAAGUUUGAAAAACGCGGAGAACACAGGCAAGAAGAAGGAAGUCAAGGGAGAAAUAUCAUUAGGAUUUGCUUCAUUUUUGGUCAAAACGGUACGAAAAUUAUUAAUAGCUAGGCAAUUUUGCUUAUUCAAGAAAUAAGCUUAAAAACACCACUGGAGAUGGAAGAGAGAGCAAGUUGUAUUAGAAUUUACCGUUUUUUUCCCCGACGCAAGGGUCAAAUUUAGGAACAGUACUAGACUGCCCGAUCUUUUAAGGUUGAAAUAGCUUGAAAGGCUCGCGGACGCGCUUUGGCUUUUGACUUUUAAAAGUUAUGCUUAUGAUACGGAAACCGGGAAAAACCGGGUUAACUCCGGCGGUAUGGAGCACAUGGCCCGGCCAUACUUAUCAAAGGAGUUGGAUCGUUUGGUAUGAGAAAAAUGUACCUAAAGGUACCAUAAAUUAGAUACAUACAUAACUACAUAACUUUUAUUUCAGUGUCUAAAAGACACUAAAUGAAUAAGUACAUCGAUAAUAAAGCGGAUCGUUAAAUAUGUAAAACUGAAUUAUCUACAGCAGAGAAAAUAUAUUCCGACGGCCACUUUUUAUAACGUCAUUUGUCUUAUCCAAGACACUAUUCUAAACGCGCGGUAAAAAUGAUAACUACCCUCCUUGUUUACUGCAUUUUUUUGUUUUUUACUCAGGGCAAUGAACGAAGAACGCGGAUACGUCAACCGCAUACAUCCACAGAGCGAGGCCAACCUGAUCUCUUUCCUCCUCUUCUGGUGGACAAACGAUUUGUUCAAAACUGGAAACCAGCGUCCCUUGCAACAAGCCGACUUCUGGCCACUGCAUGAAGAAGACCAAACGUCUCUACAGACAAAACGGCUGCAGUCACAGUGGAGUAAAGAUUUGAACGAGGGUAGUCUUUCAGGAAAAGAACCAAGACUAUGGAAAAGUGCAAUGAAAGUUCUAUCCCGCAAAGACCUGAGCAUAAUUUCUUUUGCCGGGCUGUUGGACUCAGUGGGUCGAUUUCUUCAGCCAUUUUUCGUGGGAGUUUUCAUUUCUACACUUAUGUCCGACACGCCGGGGCGAGGCUUGCUUUGUGGCUGUGCUGCAUUGAUGCUGUUGAUUGUGUUGAUGAAGAGUAUUGCUGUACAUCACAGCAGCUUUAAACUGUACGUGAUUGGGAUGCGAAUGAAGGCCUCCCUUAAAGGUGUCAUCUUCAAGAAGAUAUUGGUCCUUGGUCAGAACACGCUCAACGAGUUUACAAAGGGACACGUGAUUGAUCUGGUAUCCAAUGAUGUUCAAAGAAUGGAACAAGCUGCCAGGCAGUUCUUUCGCCUCCUUGUCGCCAUCUUUGAUGUCUGUGUGGCUGUUCCGUUGUUAUGGUACUUCACUGGUUGGCAGCCGCUCAUUGGAAUCAUUUUUUUGUUUCUUCUCGUCCCAUUUGGUGGCUUUCUGUCAUACCUGUCUGGAAAGCUUCGACAGAAGACCGCUGUCAUAUCCGAUCGGCGAAUAAAUCUCAUGACCGAGAUGGUGGCUGGAAUACGUGAAGUAAAGACGCAUGCGUGGGAGUGGUUCUUUAGAGAUCAGAUAAAGGAGACUAGAAGGGUUGAGAUGAGAAUAAUUCGCCGCAAGAGUAUUCUUUUGUCAUGUGCAAUAUCUCUGAUGUAUUCCUCAGGACUUGUUGCCACUUUUAUUUCUAUUUUGACGCUUGCCUUUAGUGGAUAUCCCUUAACGCCGUUCGUCGUCUUUACCCUGUUAUCGCUUAUUAAUGUCCUCCGAAACAGCGCUUUGAGAUCAAUAGGAGAAGGAUCACAGUUUAUCUACGAAGCAUACGUAUCAUUUGCUAGAAUAGAGGAAUUUUUGCUGCUGCCAAAUGCCCAUUGCACGACAGAUAACAAACCUGCAACCAAUGCUAGUGGCAAUACAUUGCUAGGCAAAAAGUGUUCUGAGACUGAAAGGAUUGACAAUGCUGAUAAAUUCUUACACUUCAGCGAAGCUCUGAAGGAAUCUCACAGCGUGACCAAGGAUGCAGAUAUUCUAGGUAACAAAAACCGAGGAUACGGGUCUUUCGGAAUAACAAAUCGGGGACUCAGCCAAGAAGACGAACAACUCGAAACAACAGCAGAUGCCAAAUGGCCAUACAAAGGCAAAAGAAUUACGUUAACCAACUUAACAUACAAGCGAGAUGGCCAAUACGUUUCAUUGAAGUCAAUCAACUUUGAAGACGAGGAUGACAAUUUUGUUAUUAUAACUGGUCCAGUGGGAAGUGGAAAAUCAACGUUUCUGUCAGUAAUUGCGGGUCAGAUACCAGUUACUGAAGGGAAUAUCCAAUGCUGUGGUACCAUCGCUUACGUGCCACAGACGCCUUGGGUUUUCUCUGGAACACUGAGAGAGAACAUUCUUUUCGGUCGGCCAUUUGAUUUCGAUAAGUACAUCCGAACCAUCAGAGCUUGCGCUUUAGAAGACGACGUUGAAGGAUUUCCUGAUAAGGACCAGGUUAUUGUUGGAGAACGAGGCGAGACGUUGAGCGGCGGUCAGCAGGUUCGCAUCAGUUUGGCACGCGCAGUGUAUGCCGACUGUGAUAUUUACCUGUUGGACAAUCCACUCGCCGCACUCGACAUGAAUGUCAGCAAUCACAUCCUUAAAUAUUGCAUACUUGGCUUGUUGUCAAACAAAGUUCGUCUAAUGGUUUCUCACCAAGAGUCACACAUGAAACUUGCAGAUCAAGUGAUUGUCUUGCACAACGGCUCAAUGAUCGAUAAAGGGACGUUUAUGGAACUUAAUGAAAAAGAGACACUAAAAGAAAUUCUAGGGCCGUACAACAAUGCAGUCCAAGAGAAAAAAUUGUUCCAGGAACAAAUGCCAACCAGUAAGGCACAUUGUUCUGAUAAAAAGACGAUCAAAAGUAUGGAGAUUCCAGACGAGGAUCGGGUUAUCGGAGCAGUGUCCUUCAAGCUGUACUGGGAGUACCUAACUGCAGGGGUGCACCCCAUCGCUUUAGCUGGCUUGCUUUUCAUCUUCCUUCUUUGUCAAGGAGUUAUGGUUACACCCGAUCUGUGGCUUUCCUUCCUAACAACACUCCCUCGCAACGACCAAACGGACAUGACGAAUGUUGGCAUCUACGUCAGUUGUGUGGCGGCGGCUGUUCUUCUUACAACAUUACGCGCCUAUGCGUUCUUCCUGGUGGUACUGAAAUCUUCAGAACACCUGCACAACGACAUGGUGACAGCCAUCCUAAAAGCAUCGGUUCUGUUUUUUGAUUCAAAUCCAAUUGGAAGAAUCCUCAAUCGAUUCUCUAUAGACAUUGGCUGUAUGGACGAAGUUUUACCCAAGACGUUCCUCUUUGCAGUGCAAAUAGUGUUGUUUGUGUUAAGUGCAGCACUUCUUCCCCUGGUUGCCAAUGCGUGGCUUGCAGCAGUUGUUGUACCGCUUAUCUUAUUGUAUGUGUACAUUGCAAGAUACUUCAUGAGGACAUCAAGAGAACUUAAGAGACUAGAGUGCGUGUGCCGCAGUCCUGUGCUGACACAGAUCUCCGAAACCCUGGACGGAUUAGACACCAUUCGAUCCCGUGGAAGACAGAAGGAAUUUGCUGACCUCUUUUUCAGAUACCAAGACACUCAUAGCCGUGUAUACUACAUGGUAUUGGCUGGAACUCGAUGGCUGGGGAUAAGAUUAGAUCUCCUCUCUGCUCUGUUAGUUGGUGCAGUGGCUUUAGUCGCAGCACUGCAUUCUCAUAAUAGUGCACUGGUUGGCCUCGCUUUUGUCUACGUAAUCGAAACUUCUCACUUUACCCAGGUGUCUGUUCAACAGUCCUCAGAGGUCGAGAAUUUAAUGACGUCAGUAGAACGAGUGAUGGCAAUUACUAAACUUGAAUCUGAGCCAGGAUACCAGAAAACAGCACAGCGGCCUGAACAGUGGCCAACGAAUGGAAAAAUAACCUUUACUGGAGUGUCGCUGAGAUAUUACCCAGAAGGACCAAUAGUACUUAAAAAUCUGAAUUUGAAUAUCGAUGGACAGUCCAAAAUUGGAAUUGUGGGUAGAACUGGAGCUGGAAAAUCAAGUAUCAUAGCUGCUAUUCUGCGCAUGCCCGAAGCUAGUGGAAAAAUCACAAUAGAUGGAGUGGAGGUAAACGAUUUGAACGUUCAAGAAUCUCGGAAAUGCAUCUCUGUCCUUAACCAAAGCCCUGUUGUGUUCAGUGGGUCCCUGAGAAAGAAUCUUGAUCCACUGGGAAAACACAGUGAUGUUGAAUUGUGGGAUGCACUAGAAACAGUCCAACUGAAGCCAUUGGUGGAAACCUUGCAAGGGAAGCUGGAUUGCAUAUUGAACUAUAGAGGAAUGAAUCUAAGUGCAGGCGAAAAACAGUUGAUUUGUCUCGCUCGUGUUCUCUUGCAGGAGAGUAAAAUAGUCAUCUUGGAUGAGCCGACUGCUCAUGUAGAUCCCAAAACCGAACAAAUCAUACACGAAACAAUCCAAGAAAAACUGAAAAACUCAACAGUGAUCACAAUCGCACAUCGACUCAAAACCAUAGAAGACUGUGAUAAGAUUGUACAGCUUAGAGAUGGCCAGUUGAUAACUGAGUCGACUGGCGAUUUCUUACUUAAUGAUGGGUUAUAAAAAAGCCGUUUUCUAAGAUAUUUUAUAGGAGAGCACCGAAAAAAGGAAAAGCUUCUUAUUUAAAACUUUUAUUCAAUAGGUACUUUCUACGGUAAACUCUGUCAAGUCAAAAAUUUAUUAUUUAAAUAACCUUCGACAACUAUUUAUCUUCUGUAAAGCUAGUGUUAGUGUCCACGGAUUGCAUUUUAAUGAAGGCUUUUAGGCCAAAUAAACUGUAUAAUAAUUGAACGAUGAUAUUCCAGACUUUCUUAAUAUUCAUAAAGUAGCUAUAAAAGCUGCAAAGAUCUCCCUGUCUUUAAUUCCCUGCCGACCUCAGUUAACACAUGUCCUUAAAUUCCGCGUAUCACACAUCAGUUAAGUCACCGGGAGUUUCAGUCAUAAACUCACGAGGAUCACUCCUAAACCUGUUUACUCAGCAGGAAACAAAAGCACGAAAAGAGGGCUAUUCUAUCGAACAAAACCGGCAUUACAACCCGCGAAAGCCCGGGUUAAGUAACUAUGACCCA